UGAUUACACAAUUUUUUCCCCUUUCCCUUUAUAGUUGGUCUUUUUAUUAAACUCAAGUUGCAUGUGUUUUGGUGGGAACUAAUCAGAUGCUUACUAAAUGAGGUGUGUUUAGGUAGGAGUACAAGUGAUGAAAUACUUUUUAUUCUAAAAAGAUAUCGCUAUUGUAGAUGCAAACAUAAUUGAAUUGGUAUUAAGUGAACAUGUAAUAAUAUUGAUUUAUAUCUUGAUUAUUUUGUUAUCCAAUGAUUUAUUGACACCUAUGGCUAUCACCCCCACCGAGAGGGUUCUCUACCACCACUAGUUUCACAUGAUAACAUCACUUUCCAACGAGAAUGGGGUCACAACACUUGUGACAAAUGGCAAAUCUAAGUUCCUUCUUUUGAAAGCACUGGUUGACAAUGUUCCUCUACAGCAUAUUCAUACAAUUUAUUAAUUCAAUUUCGACACAGAUGCCUUCCACAACUUAGUGAAAGAAAAGGAGGGCAUGUCAUGGAAUAUAAAAAAGAAAUAUUAAGGGAAACGAAAUCGAAUCUUUUGAUCAAAGGAAUCAUCUUUUCAUAAUCUUUGUUUUGUUUAUUUGAAUAGAUAUUACCUUAAAUUUAAGUCUCUCAAAUUAGGAGGGUUAUGUGCACAUAAACGUUUCUACUAUAAACAGAAAUAAAGAGAGAGAAAAAAGUUAGGAUAAAUGUCUUCUCAUUGUACCUAAAGAAACCUCUCAGAGUCAUAGUCUCACCUAUUUAGUGCCUUGAAGGACAUGCCACCGAACGAGGAAUUAAAGUAACACCAUGUGUCAGCUCCAUCAUAAUAAUAAUUAAGCACAUCAUUUACUCAAUUAGCAGAACAAACCCAAAAGAUAAAAAACCUUUGAGCCACUCCAAGCUUCCAUGAUCUAAAAGAAAAAAAAAAGACUUGGAAGAGAGAUGUCUGCUUCAUCAUGGUUAUAAAAAAGUGCACACCCCAUCAUCAUGUUCUUUACUUACGUACUGGAAUUCUUUUCCUAUAGUCCUCAUAUUGUAUUGUUUCACACUUGGCACAAACACAAGGGGGUUGUGACUGGUGACUGGUGAUUGAGUGUGGGAAUUUUGUCUUUCUUUCUACAGAAAAUAGUUAGUCUUGGGAGCUGUGAGAUCUUAUCUUGUUGUGGUUCAUGUGUGUGUGUUUGUAGCAGCAAAAAGUUUCAUAUGAAUGAAUUAUAACUUUGGAAAGCUACAAGACUUUAGUGGUGGGGGUGCUGUGGAUGUGGUUUCAGUGUUGAAGGACAGAUAUGAUAAUGAUAGAAGCAUGUCAUAAUAAGGGAAUUCAAGAAGAAGAAGAAGAAGAAAAAGAAGAGGGAAUUAAUAGUAGUAGUAGAGUACAAUCCAUGCAUUAAAUUUCUGCUUUUAAUGGAUGAAUUACCUGGCUCUGUGGGCACCAGUGCCAGCUUCAGCCUCAGAUUGGGCCAGGCUAUUUUCUCAUCUUCUUCACUCCUCUUUAUGUCUUUGGGAGUUGAAUUCUACAGCUACACAGCUUUCUGCUAUUUGGUAACAAUUAUGGGAUUGGUGAUACCUUGGAGCUUCACAUUAGCAUUGGUUGAUGGAUAUUCAGUUCUUGUCAAAUGCCCUAUUCGUCAACCAGGAAUUCUCAUGAUUAUUGUUGUUGGAGAUUGGAUAUUAUCAACACUGACAUUAGCAGCAGCUUGCUCAACAGCUAGUGUUGUGGAUCUCUUGCUCCAUUCCCAUGGCAAUUUUUGUCCUCCAAAGCUUUGCAGCAGGUACAGGAUAUCUGCAAUCAUGGCCUUCUUCUCAUGGUUUCUGUCUUUGGCAUCCUCUCUUUUCAAUCUUUGGCUAUUACCCUCUUUGUAAUUUUCCUGUAUAAUAUUAGAUUUCAUUUUUUGGUAUUUUUUUAGAUAUACACACAUUCAAUUAUGUAUUGUCAUGUCUGACUUUUGAAUAAGCAAUGAAAAAGAAGAUUCUUGGUGCCUCUAACUACUUACCAAUGGAAGAAGUGCUAUAUUACAAAAGGGCACCAUAGAAACCUUUGGAAUCAAAUAUAUGAAUUUGAAAGGUGUUUGUAGCAUGACAUAUUCAUAGGUCACGAGCACCAUUAAGAAUAUGAUG
Molecule: messenger RNA, 2096 nt
Organism: Arachis stenosperma
Lineage: Eukaryota; Viridiplantae; Streptophyta; Magnoliopsida; Fabales; Fabaceae
Product: CASP-like protein 5C1
Exons: 3
Coding region: 1383-1841 (152 amino acids)
Cellular component (GO): membrane
Source: RefSeq, a predicted model, not a curated record